AUGGAACCGCCGGCGCCGAACCCGGGACACGGAGCGGGCCGCCCCAUGGCGACCCGCCCAGCCCCGUGCACCGUCCGCAGCCCUGUGGCGCUGCAGGUGGGAGAUGUGAAGACGGACCUAGCUCAGCCUGGCGUGGCCGUCAUUGAUGUGGCCUUGCCCCCCGCCCAGCCCCUGGAUUUGCAGGAAAUCGUCUUUAAGAACUCCUACACAGCUUUCCUGACUGUGCGAGUGCAGCGGCGCCGCCCCUGUGAUGUGGGGCGCGCCAGCGCCAGGAAGUGGGUCACCUGCUUGUGGAAUCACUGCCUGAUGCCCAGCCCGCACACAGAGGCCGGCUCCCAGGAUUACUUCUCUCUCUUCAGGCAUCAGUUGCUGUGUGAUGUGGAUCAGGUGACCGCCGUGCGUUUGAUUCUUCGCCAGCCCUCACCCGUUUGGCUGCACUUCACCCUGGAGGAGCUGCGGCUCUACCCCAGGGGCCAGCAGAGCCUGCAGACAGACUUCCCGUCCUGGCUGUCCCACCUGGCCCCCCAGCAGCAGCCAGAAAACCUGCAUGGGGUAAGCAGGCUCCUUAUGAGCAGCGCUGGAGCUGGGGUCUCCCAGGGAGCAGUGAGCAUGUCCCGGCCAGAGUUGGGGUAUCCUGGGGGGAGAGGGCAGCAGGGUGUCCCCGACCCGGAAAAGGUGUCUACAGAAGUCCAGCAGCUGUGGGUACUAACGGAGAUGAUCCGCGCUAACCAGACGGCAGCCCGAAUCGGGCGUUUUGACGUGGAUGGCUGUUACGACAUCAAUCUGCUCUCCUACACCUGA
Molecule: messenger RNA, 801 nt
Organism: Emys orbicularis (European pond turtle)
Lineage: Eukaryota; Metazoa; Chordata; Testudines; Emydidae
Gene: NICN1
Product: nicolin 1, tubulin polyglutamylase complex subunit
Exons: 7
Coding region: 1-801 (266 amino acids)
Cellular component (GO): nucleoplasm
Source: RefSeq, a predicted model, not a curated record